AGCCGCUCUGUCACUCAUUUCGCAGCAACACACAACAUCUCGAUUCUCUUGACAACAUAGCCACUUUCUUUCUAGCUCAGUUCCUCGCUCGGCUAGCUGUAGAUUAAUCCAUGGCGACCAUGAUGUCCACCAUGACCUCCUUCUCCGGCGCCACCGUCUCGCCCCGUGUCGCCGCCGGUAGCUUCGCCGCGGCCCGAUCACCUCUCCGCCCGCGCACCGUCGUCGUGAGGGCCCAGAACGACAAAACGCCCAACAAGCCCGCGGCCUCGAUCUGGGACAUCCUGUCCUUCAGCGGGCCGGCCCCGGAGCGGAUCAACGGCCGUCUCGCCAUGGUGGGCUUUGUGACGGCGCUGGGCGUGGAGGCAGGCCGCGGCGACGGCCUGCUCUCGCAGCUGGGCAGCGGGACGGGCCAGGCCUGGUUCGCCUACACGGUGGUCGUGCUGUCCGUGGCGUCGCUGGUGCCGCUGCUGCAGGGCGAGAGCGCCGAGGCCAGGGGCGCCGGCAAGAUCAUGAGCGCCAACGCCGAGCUCUGGAACGGCCGCUUCGCCAUGCUCGGUCUCGUCGCGCUCGCCGCCACCGAGGUCCUCACCGGCGCGCCCUUCGUCAACCUCUGAACACACUUUCUGCGUAGCGGUAGUAUAGGUCUUGUCGUAAGUGUUUGAGUGGCAGCGUUGGCGUCUAAAUUCGUGAACUAGCUCAGGAUGUAUAUAUUUGCUGCUCAAUAAAUGGAUGGCAAUUUCUUUC
Molecule: messenger RNA, 744 nt
Organism: Brachypodium distachyon (stiff brome)
Lineage: Eukaryota; Viridiplantae; Streptophyta; Magnoliopsida; Poales; Poaceae
Product: low molecular mass early light-inducible protein HV90, chloroplastic
Exons: 1
Coding region: 111-614 (167 amino acids)
Source: RefSeq, a predicted model, not a curated record